AAGUAAUAAAAUAUGUAUGGUCAAAUUUAUCACUUUAGAACUGCGCCAUAAAAAAAUGUUAUGAUACUGUAGCGCCAUCCUGCUUGUGCCCCGACAACUAAAAUCAGUGUUUCUUGGUGUUUUUAUUGAACGUGAGGUGUUUGUGUUUUUUAUUCUCUUCUACAUGAUAAAAAUAAAGAAAAUGAACAUUCAUAUUCAAAAUAUGGUAAAAUGCAAGACAAAUACACGCGGCUAUUGAAGAGUUUAAAUUUUAACGAUAGCAAUACAAUUUUUUUCGUAUUCUAAAAGCCAAGUAAAUUUUCUAUAAAAAAUGUUGCACUCAACAUUCAUUUCUCAUAUUAUUCAGCUAUUACUUAUAAAAUUAGUUCCAUGAUUCAGAGUACAACAGUUAUUUACAAUACGUUUAAACGAGGUAAUAGUAAAUAUAAUUUAUAAUUCAGGCAUAUUCCAUAUGUAGAGUUUGAUCAAAUUUGAAAACUCUGUGUUCUUUUUUACCUGACCAAGUCUAUUGAAUUAUAGAGUACUGAAGAUGGCACAGGAAGCUACUAAUAAAUUAAUUAGAGAAGACUUUGACGCAGGUCCUUCGAGUUACACCGAAAUUAUUCCUGAUCUAUUCCUUGGAAAUCUAACAGCUGCUACAGAUAUUGAAUGGUUAAAAGAAACUAAAAUAAAUUACAUACUUACAGCAGAUUCUUGUCCUUUACCUAGGAAGAUCCAAGAGCUUUUGCCAAACUUGACUAUAAAAUAUAUUCAAGUUACAGACAUGCCACGAGAAGACCUUUUAACUCAUUUUGAAGAUUCUUACGAAUUUAUAGAUCAUGCUUUACAAUUAAAUGAUAAAAUAUUGGUACACUGUUAUUUUGGUGUCUCUAGAUCAGCUACAUUAGUUAUUGCAUAUUUAAUGAAAAAGUAUAAAAGGAGUUUCUCUGAUACAUUUGAAGAGAUCAAAGGAAAGAGGCGCUUUGUAGAGCCUAAUGCUGGUUUUUUAGCACAAUUGAAACUUUACGAAGAAAUGGGUUUCGGAGUAGACAAUACCAGUGUACAUUUCAAGAUGUAUAAAUUACAAAUUGCAGCAGACAAGGUGAGAAAGGCAAAGAUCUUACCACAAACUUGCACAGAAUUGAUCAAACCAGAUCCAGCUCUGGCUACAGUACAUCCAGAGCCAACAGUCUAUCGAUGUAAGAAGUGUCGAAGAAUCGUGGCUAGUGCCAGCAAUAUUUUGCCACAUUUACCAAGAGAAAAACAAAUCUGGAGACACAUCAGUUCAAAAAGAUCAUCCAAACAAUCAAAAGUUUCGCGCGAUCCCGUAGAACCGUCGAAAAGAGAAGAACAACAGUCUGUAGAAUUUUGUACUAAAAUACUGUUUGUGGAGCCCUUGGCUUGGAUGCCUGACAUAAUUCAUAAUGUCGAAGGGAAGUUAAAUUGUCCGAAAUGCGGUACAAAGUUAGGCUCUUUUAGUUGGAUAGCGGGCAGUCAAUGUCCAUGCGGUAGCAAAAUAGCACCAGCAUUUUAUUUGGUUCCUUCGAAAGUGGAUUGGAGCAAUGCCGUACAAAACGUGCAAGUAACUGUAUAAUAUUAAAAAUGUAUUUGUAAAUUUAAGGACUUUUGGACGGACGAUAUAUGUAUGUAUAUAUGUAUACAUAUAGACAUUUUUGAACCUUUUUACGUGGUUCUAGAUCGUUUAGCAUUCUAACGAAUAUAAUACGUGUGACCAAUAUUAUACGUAUGAAGAUUCGUAUUCUAAUUUCGUGCCAAUAUUGAUACAAUAUAUUAUGUACGUACAAGUAAUCGUUAUUUUCUGAUUGUAAUUUUAGAUGUUUCUUAUCGCGAUAAGUAAAAUAUCGUUCUUCCACGAUUCGAUUCUUAUAUUCGUAUAUCUUCCUUUUUGCUACGAUUAAUGUACCGAAUUUGUAGAUUAGAAUACCAAUGUAUGUAUAUAUAUAUUUCUUGUAUCAGUGAUAUAAUACAUUUACCAUUUUUAUCAUUUA
Osmia bicornis bicornis is the source of this 1988-nucleotide messenger RNA. It is a transcript of the gene MKP-4, whose product is annotated as dual specificity protein phosphatase MPK-4-like. Gene Ontology annotation, cellular component: nucleus. The coding region runs from base 530 to 1573 and encodes 347 amino acids. The transcript has 2 exons. Gene Ontology annotation, biological process: protein dephosphorylation. NCBI's taxonomy places the organism in Eukaryota, Metazoa, Arthropoda, Insecta, Hymenoptera, Megachilidae. The record is from RefSeq and is a predicted model, not a curated record. Gene Ontology annotation, molecular function: protein tyrosine/serine/threonine phosphatase activity.